Molecule: messenger RNA, 920 nt
Organism: Aspergillus alliaceus
Lineage: Eukaryota; Fungi; Ascomycota; Eurotiomycetes; Eurotiales; Aspergillaceae
Exons: 2
Coding region: 179-889 (236 amino acids)
Source: RefSeq, a predicted model, not a curated record
GUGACGACAUGACUUUUAUAAUUUUCCAAAGCUUUACUUUCUGUGCCGUCUUAAGGUUCUCUUUGUUUUGGGUUUGAUUUGAUGGGUGGGGGAGGGCUCCUAGCUCAUCGCUUGGAAAGGGUUGAGAGAGGCGGGAUUUCCUUGGUUUUAUCGCUUUUUAUCUGAAAGGGAGUUCCAGAUGAGUGCAGAUCUUGAGACGGCACGGGUCAAGUCGUUGCCUGAUGAUGCGUUCUACGUAGCGGAUUUCAUCACGGAAGAGGAGGAAGAAUUGCUGUUACAGAAGAUCACCACAGCCCCUCUGCCCCGCUGGACUCACCUGUCCCACCGUCGUCUCCAAACCUGGCCUUCUGCCCUCUCCAACGCUAACACUCUCAUCUCCUCUCCUCUUCCACCCUGGCUCGUCUCACCUGUCAUCCCUCGUUUUGAGUCGCUAGGUGUCUUUGCUGAUGCCCCGCACCGCGCCCCGAAUCAUGUACUAGUGAACGAGUACCAUCCGGGACAAGGUAUUUUGCCGCAUGAAGACGGACCAGCGUAUCAUCCUAUGGUUGCCACGGUGAGCUUGGGUGCGCCAAUUGUGCUAGAUCUAUACCAGAAGGGCCAGGGUCGAGAUGAUGAGGGUUGUAGGCUGCUGCAUCGGGUUUUGCAAGAGCGACGAAGUUUGCUGGUUACGACCAAGAAGAUCUACACUGACUAUUUGCAUGGAAUCGCGGAGACAACGAAGGAUGAAGAGCUAGGCCCCGACUCUAUAUGUAACUGGGAUUUGUUGCGGGAGCAGGAUCGAUACCGAUGCGGAUGGGUUGAAAGGGAAACUAGGAUUAGUUUGACGUAUCGGGAUGUGCUCAAAGUCGCGAAGGUGGGAAGUACGAUGAAAUUCCUGAGUGGGCGGUGAUAUUACCCGUACUUCCGGCUUCCAGUGAUGA